Molecule: messenger RNA, 1106 nt
Organism: Dermacentor andersoni
Lineage: Eukaryota; Metazoa; Arthropoda; Arachnida; Ixodida; Ixodidae
Gene: CSN7
Product: COP9 signalosome subunit 7
Biological process (GO): COP9 signalosome assembly
Cellular component (GO): COP9 signalosome
Source: RefSeq, a predicted model, not a curated record
CUGGCUGAUUCCGUUUGUACUUUAUAUCUGGGUUGAAUAGACUAGAAGCUGUCUAUAUAGUUGAAGAUUGUGUAGCACCCUUUUAAAGCUGUCUUUUGCAGCGCUAGCUUUUCUUAUAUAACCAUAUUUAUCAAUAGUGUGGUUUGGCAGCCAUGGGUGAGAACAAAACCGCCGCCGCCGCCACCACCACCGUGAUGCAGUCAUCUCAGCUGGAACAGUAUCUUCUCUUGGCCAAGACAGCGAAAGGCGCCGCAGCCGCCGAACUCAUCAAGCAGGUCACAGAAGCCCCUGGCGUUCAUGUCUUUGGAGAAUUACUCGACAUGCCAAACAUUCAGGAGCUGGCAAAUGGUCCCCACAGCAGCUACCUAAACCUUCUCAACUUGUUUGCAUUUGGGACCUAUGCAACAUACCAUGAGAACAAAUCUCAAUUUCCACCAUUAACACCAGCCAUGAUUACAAAAUUAAGGCACCUCACAAUAGUGUCUUUAGCAACAAAAACAAAGUGUAUCCCAUACUCCACGUUGCUAAAAGAACUUGACAUGAAAAACUUGCGGGAGUUGGAAGAUCUGAUCAUCGAUGUGAUUUACGCGGACGUGGUGCGAGGGAAAUUGGACCAGAAGAACAAUCAGCUGGAAGUGGACUACACCAUUGGCAGGGACAUCCGUCCGGAGGACGUCAGCACCAUAAUCCGAGUGCUCCAAGAAUGGUGCACAAGCUGCGAGACUGUAGUGAACAGCAUUGAGUGCCAGAUUGCCCGUGCUAAUGCCAUGAAGGACUCCCACAUGAAACUGAAGCAGCACAUUGACAAUGAGGUUGCAAACAUAAAGAAGAACCUGAAGGUACAAUCACAAGAUGUGGAUGACCAGAUGGGUGCUGAUGGCCGGGAGGACAGCCACAUGGACAAGCCGGGCAAGAAGGCAUCCAAGAGCAAAGGGCUACCACAUCAGAGUAGAAGAUGAGAGUGGCUGAGAAAACGCCUGGGCUUUAAAGACUGACCUGCUUGAGUUGAAAACAGGAUGGAGAAAUGGCCAAGAGAAGUUCACCAAACGCUUUCUUGACGACACUGUAUAAACUGUAAAAUAAAAAUCCUGUUCCAUGCUGCCUUA